Molecule: messenger RNA, 4478 nt
Organism: Scatophagus argus
Lineage: Eukaryota; Metazoa; Chordata; Actinopteri; Scatophagidae
Gene: snx27b
Product: sorting nexin 27b
Exons: 13
Coding region: 141-1844 (567 amino acids)
Biological process (GO): intracellular protein transport; signal transduction
Cellular component (GO): early endosome
Molecular function (GO): phosphatidylinositol-3-phosphate binding; protein binding
Source: RefSeq, a predicted model, not a curated record
UCAUCGGACACUGUCGUCUUUUUCCGGCGAUAUUGGGUCAGUUAGCUAGCCAAGCUGAUUAGCCUGCUACUGCCAGUUAAUGUUUGUAGGAUAUUUAUUGCUAGCUGAAUUGAAGUGGAUGGUACAAAUACUGUAGAAGAAUGGCGGACGUCGAGGGACAAGGAAUUUGUUCAUCGGUCCCUCCGUUGCCUCACCCUUCCUCUCGUAACGGCUCCGGUAGCGGUAACGUUACACCGGGCACCGGCGGCAGCUGCCAGACUGCAACCACCGUUACUUCAGGCCCUCGGCUAGUUCGAAUUGUCAAGUCUGACUCCGGCUACGGUUUCAAUGUUCGGGGACAAGUCAGUGAAGGUGGGCAACUACGGAGCAUUAACGGGGAACUGUACGCUCCACUGCAGCAUGUUAGUGCUGUUCUACCGGGAGGUGCCGCCGACAGAGCCGGUAUUUCGAAGGGGGACAGGAUUCUUGAGGUUAAUGGUGUGAAUGUAGAAGGAGCAACCCACAAGCAGGUGGUGGAUCUGAUCCGGGCCGGAGAGCGAGAGUUGGUGCUGGCCGUGCUGUCUGUACCACCCCAGGAGGCAGACUGCCUGGAUCCCGGAGACGACAUUUCAGCCCAGUCCUGCUAUGACUACUCCGACAAACAGGCGGUUCCCAUCUCUGUGCCGAGCUACAAACACACUGAGCUCAACCAGGAAAAAUUUGUGGUGUAUAACGUGUACAUGGCAGGCAGGCAGCUGUGCUCCAAGCGGUAUCGUGAGUUUGUGAUCCUACACCAAAAUUUGAAGAGGGAGUUUGCCAACUUUACGUUCCCAAAGCUUCCUGGGAAGUGGCCAUUUUCCCUGUCGGAGCAGCAGCUGGACGCACGACGCAGAGGCCUGGAAGAAUACCUGGAGAAAGUGUGCUCUGUACGGGUAAUUGGAGAAAGUGACAUCAUGCAGGAGUUCCUGUCUGAAUCAGAUGAGAACUAUAACGGGGUGUCAGAUGUGGAGUUGAGAAUAGCCAUGCCUGAUAAAACCACACUCACUGUCCGAGUUCGCAAAAACUCCACUACUGACCAGGUCUACCAGGCCGUGGUUAUGAAACUAGGGAUGGACAGUGUAACAGCCAGCUACUUUGCGCUGUUUGAGGUGAUCAACCACACCUUCGUGCGCAAGCUUGCCCCCAACGAGUUCCCCCACAAACUGUAUGUACAGAACUAUACCUCAGCCAUCCCAGGAACAUGCCUCACCCUGCGCAAGUGGCUCUUCACUACAGAAGAGGAGAUCCUGCUCAAUGACAACCAGCUUGCGGUCAACUACUUCUUUCACCAGGCUGUGGAUGAUGUGAAGAAAGGCUUCAUCAAAACGGAGCAGAAGUCCUACCAGCUGCAGAAGCUGGCGGAGCAGAAGAAGAUGUCCAUGUAUCUGAGUUUGUUGAGGGGUUGCGAUGGCUACAAUGAGAUUAUAUUCCCCCACUGUUCCUGCGACUCCCGACGUAAAGGCCACGUCAUCACAGCCAUCAGCAUUCACCACUUCAAGCUGCACGCCUGCACUGAGGAAGGGACACUCGAGAACCAGGUGAUAGCGUUUGACUGGGGGGAGAUGCAGAGGUGGGACACGGAUGAAGAGGGCAUGGCCUUCUGUUUUGAAUAUGCACGAGGAGAGAAGAAACCACGCUGGGUCAAGAUAUUUACACCCUAUUUUAACUACAUGCACGAGUGCUUCGAGAGAGUUUUCUGUGAGCUGAAGUGGAGGAAGGAGGUGGAAGAGGAAGCCACAGACAAGGACAAUAAAAACUGCAGUAAAGAUGUUUGUGUGUGUUCGUCCCGACUGCUGUUCUCUUGCAGAAUAUUUUCCAGCUACUGAGGCACAGAAGGGAUGGAGGCACCUAGGAAGGGAGAUCAUUACCUCUUAAAAGGACGCCAUCGUCAGCGACUCAGCUCAGUUCGGCCCUCGUUUAGCUCCAGACCCAGCGACACUCAGCUAUUAACCACAUGGUCAUCAUUUACAUCCCAUCAGCUACAACCCGAGAGGCUACACCUGAUACAUGCAAACCAACAAGCAUCAGCAACUGAACAAAUCCAGUAAACGGAAGCAUUUAAAACUACAGACACAUGAACCAGAACUCGAUUCCAGUUCGUCAUAAUCAUGUAUUAAGCAGAGUUCUGUCAAAAGGAAACAAGACAUCGAUUCACUUAAAGUCAUGGAUUGAUGCAAACCUUCUUCUUACUGGCAGGGACUUGAAGUGAAAUGUGACUUGAACAUGAGGAGGUUCAAAGUCCUACUGGACAGAAAACGCUGAAGUGAGCGAGGAAAUAUCAGUGGAAUAACAAGGGAAUGUCAAAGCUUUGUUAAUGCUCGUAAAGGAGGACACACCUAACACAUGAUCAGCGAUACUGUGGGUUGAUCACAGGAAGACACUUAGCUUCUCAAUUUAUGGAUCAGAGCAGCUGGGUCUUCUUUCUGUUUUUGGCCAGUUGUUAGUGUGCAAGUGUGUUUGUGCAUAUUAACAACAUGUGCAGAUCCCCCCACCCCUCAGCUGAAUUGUGUCACAUACAUAAAUUAUCAUCUGUUUGUUGCUAAAUUAGCAUUUAUAAAAGAAAACCCUUAUCAGUGUAAUGUGGCAGGUGAGAGAAGCUAUAGAGGAAGCAGACAUUUCAGUGGGGGUAUUCGACACGUUUUUCAUCCAGAGAUUUGGCUGCGCAGAGCACACAGCUGUGAGGAUUUGACACAUGAGCAGGAACACGUUAAUCUGUAGACUAAUGUUGCACUUUAUCCAACAGUAUUAACAACCUCCAAAUGUGGGAAAUGUAAUCGAAGAAACAGGUAGUGGGCAUAAUACUGGAAUUAGCCUGCACUUAGUUUACAUUCAUGUUUGACUGACUGACUACAGUAUGAUCAUGUACUGCAUUAUCAAAUGGUAUGUGCAGUGUCCGGAGCCAUGCUUUAAGUGUUUCUUUAUUUAUAGUAUUAUGCAAACACUCCAUGCUAAUGUUCUGAGGCCAUUAUAGAGCUGCAGAGAUGUGGUGCGCUGAUCAGACAGAUCAGAAUUCCUGUAUGUUUAGUGUGCAUUACCCACAUGAAACAGCAGGGGUCCUUCUCUUCCUGCGUGCACUCUUGUAGGCAGUGACUUACUUUGUUUCUGAGAACUCCCGGAGGAUUUAUAAUAGGGCUGUAAUUUACUUCGCUUGUGCACUCCACAUUCAGGUUAAGUGGGAACAGGAUUUCUUAGCGAAACGUGCAGCUUGCACUCGUCAUCAACAUAUUAGAUAUGAAGAUAAGUGCACAUUCACUCCAGGCUUUGUAGCAACUGAUCACUUAACUGCAGUGUGAUGUAAUAAUAAACAGUGUAAUGUAAUGUCCCUCUAAAUGAGCCCAGUUAAUGUUCUCAUUCUUAGAAUAAUGUACUGAUAAGAAUUUAAUAACAUAAUUAUCUGAUGAUACAAUGGUGACUUCAGACUGUCAAAUAAAUAAAACAUAAAGUGAUUACAUUUUAUUACACAUUAAACCUCCACACUCUUAAUGCUGACAUUAAAUAUUAAUCAUUAUUAUGACCUUAUUCAUCAAAUCUAAAUAGCAUUACUGCAUUAUCAGCUCAUUUAGAAAGACAUUUUUCUUACAUUCUUAGUUCUUAGUUCAUCUCAGAGAUGUUACACGUUUAUUUGCUACUGGCUUUUACAAGCCAGUUAGUGCUCGGUGAUAUGGUUGAUCUUCAUGAUAGUAAUAAGAAUAUUUUUUUUUUAUUGCUGUCACAUUUAAAAUAAUCCAACUAAUGCUCAAAGCAAAGAUAAGGUGAUGCGAUCCCAUUAUGAUGCAAUAUGGUGAAUGUCAGUAAAUCAUAAUGUUCUAUUAUCGCCCAGUCCAAACUCCUAUUUAGAACCUAAUGGAAUUAACAACAGUAUUUUUUGCUAUCUGCAAGCAACUAUGGAGUCAGCUUUACAUCAGUGGCUCGUACUAAGUGCUUGUUAUAAUGAUGGUGGUCUUUAUGAAAGUCGUUUUGGCUGACGAAUGUGCUUCAACAGACCUUGGUGGGCAUGUAAAAGGUUUAAUUGAAUGUGUUGAGCUUUGAAUUGGGAAAUUGAAUGUGCAAGGCCGAACGCAUUUCCCAGGAUUCUUGUCUUGUUUACUGGACCAUGUCUGACGUGUUCGAUUGUCUGACAUUGUCUGAUCUGCCCACCUUCAAGUGGGUCCCCUUCCCCCCUCUUUCUCUCUCUCUCUCUUUCUCUGUCUCUCUCUUUCUGACUAAAGUUAAGUGUUACUAACAUUAUUUAUUUCAGUAAGAUACAACGUUAAUUCACUGUUUCUGUUAAAUUUUUCACCUGAUGUGGUUUGGCUUUCAGAGAGCCACACGAAGAAGAGGAUGAAGAUUGAAAACCUGCAGAUUCUUUCACAUGUUGAAAUGUAAAAAUUAAAAUUAAGACAAAGUGUUUGAUUACGUCGCUUACUGUAAUAAAUUGUAACAUAUUCUUUUAAAUAAACCGAUUUAUUGAUGCAAAGUUA